AUGCCUCGGGAUCUGUUCGCAGCGGCGAGAGAAGAUACCUUGCAAGGUAUGCCAGAGCUCACAAAAUCACCGGAAGAGGUUGACGAUCAAUCGACGAAUAUGAACGAAGAUGACGAAGAGAACCUAAUCCAAAAACUGGCGUCGCGCAAUCCAAAGUUGGACGAGCUUCACCCGUACACACAAUCUUUGAGCCUGCAAGACGUCGAAAGUUGCACGAAGCUGGAAGAGGAAGCGUUUCCACCAAAUGAACGUUGUUCCCGAGAGAAG
Molecule: messenger RNA, 267 nt
Organism: Baudoinia panamericana UAMH 10762
Lineage: Eukaryota; Fungi; Ascomycota; Dothideomycetes; Mycosphaerellales; Teratosphaeriaceae
Exons: 1
Source: RefSeq, a predicted model, not a curated record